Messenger RNA from Myotis myotis, 2292 nucleotides. It is a transcript of the gene CENPT, whose product is annotated as centromere protein T. The transcript is spliced from 13 exons. Lineage: Eukaryota; Metazoa; Chordata; Mammalia; Chiroptera; Vespertilionidae. Gene Ontology annotation, molecular function: DNA binding; protein heterodimerization activity. Gene Ontology annotation, biological process: kinetochore assembly; chromosome segregation; mitotic cell cycle. The coding region runs from base 236 to 2002 and encodes 588 amino acids. Gene Ontology annotation, cellular component: kinetochore. The record is from RefSeq and is a predicted model, not a curated record.
CAGGCUUCGACUGGUUGCACACACGUGUCCAGGAUCACUCCUCGGUAAAACUGCCUCCAAAUUCAGAAUCUGCCGGCACCUUUGCACACGCCCCUCGCCCCUGGACAGUGAGGCUAGAACUACAAUUCCCGUGGAGCUGUGCGGCAGUCUCGCGAGAGUAGGCUCAAAAGCGGCGGCGGGAAGGUGGCGGCCUCGGCUACGGCAGCGGUUGGGAGCCGGGCGGACUGCCGGGAGGAUGGCGGACAGCGACAUCUCCGACAAUGAGCCUACGACGCGAACGCUGCUGCGGCGCGUGCUGGAUACCGAGGCCCCGCGCACUCCGCGGCGACGCCAGAGCACUCGGGCCGGGGUCCAGAGAACCCCGCUGGGAACACCUUUCUCUAUGAGGCUGAGGAGUCAAACAAAGACAACUGCCGGGCGGCAGCCCCACAGAGCCAGGUCUAUUGGCAGAUUGGCCCACACUCAAACCAGGGGACAGCUGAAGGAACAGACACCCCGGACUCUGCUUGAGAAUAUCCUGUUAACCGCCCCGGAAUCUUCCAUGGUCAUGCCAGAGUCAGUGGUGAAGCCAGUGCCAGCACCGCAGGGGGUCCAGUUCUCCAGGCGGGAAAGCAGUCCUGGCAGUCUGGAACUGCAACUUCCUGAGCUCAACGCCCCCGCAACCUUGGCUCCAGGUCGGUUGACUUCUGGCAGGAGGAAGAAGAGGCUGAGAUUGUCAGAGUUUCAGCAAGGAAUGGACCAGGGGCUGCCUCUCUCCCAAGGUCCUGUUACAGAGCCUCCUGGGAAUACUGGUGCCUCCUCCCUCAGCAGCUCCCUCAACCUGACCUUUGCCACGCCUCUCCUGCCACAAUCAGUGCAGAGGCCUGGCUUGGCCCGUAGACCUCUUACACGCCGAGCUGUCGAUGUGGGUAUAUUUUUGCAGGAUCUGCAAGAUACUUCUGUGGCCACGGCUCUUCCAGGUGACAGAACCCCUGUUGCUACCCUGCCAACGGACACCGUGCUGGAGGACACCCAGCCUUUCUCCCAGCCUUUGAUUGGCUGUUCCCCCAGUGUGCACCACUCCAUCCCCUCCCCCUCUCUCUCUGCUGAGAGGACUGUCAGUCGCAGGACAUGGAGCAGUGGGCCUGGGCUGCAGAACAACAGUCCUAGGAAACCAGCCCAGCUUCUGGCUGGAAAGGCAGAGGAGGUUGACGCCCUUGCUAUGGGCUUCCCGAACACCAGCAGUAGUACCUCUGGAGAAGAUGGACUAGAGCCCUUAUUGGGUGGAGUUGGUGAGGAGGUAGAGGAAAGAAUGGAAGAAAGCAUGAGCUUGAGUGAAGUGAAGGAAGCAGCAGGAGCACAAGCAUCUGCCAGAGCAGAAGAGCCUGAGGCACACACAGAAGUGGCAGAAGCAGAAGGAUCCUGGGGGGCUACUGAGGAAAAGGAGCCAGAAGGAUCUUCAGGGGAUAAGGACACUGAAGGUAGGACAGCAAGGCCAGAGUUGGCCUCCAGCACCCCGGAGUUUCCUCAGGCCAGGCAACUGGAGUUCCUUGAGCCAGCCCCACCGACUAGCACUGCAGUGGGCCUCUUCAGGCAGCAGAUCAUUCCUGCCCCCAGCUUAUCUUCAGAGCCUCUGGAGCCUCUAUCAGCCAGGCUUCCUACCCGGGUCCAAACUGCUGGCCCCAGACUCCGACAAGAUCCUUAUAAGAUGGGACUGAGCCACUAUGCUAAGCUCUUUAGCUUCUAUGCUAAAAUGCCCAUGGAGAAGAAGGCUCUUGAGAUGGUGGAGAAAUGCCUGGACAAGUAUUUCCAACGUCUUUGCGAUGACCUGGAUGUAUUUGCUGCUCACGCUGGCCGCAAGACUGUGAGGCUAGAGGACCUGGAGCUGCUGAUGCGACGGCAGGGCCUGGUCACUGACCGAGUCUCCCUGCAUGUGCUUGUGGAGCAGCACCUGCCCCUGGAGUACCGGCAGCUCCUCAUCCCUUGUGCAUUCAGUGGCAAUACCGUCUUCCCUGCCCAGUAGUGGUCAGACUUCAACACCUGCCCUGUCCCCACCAGGGGCCCCUUGGCCCCACAUGCUCUUCCAGGUCUCCUCACCAUGCCUCACCAUCAAUAAAGUGUCAUGCGCUGGCCGGUUUUCUCAGUAGAGUGUCGACCCAUGGAGGAUUUGCACUUACCUCCCUUGCAGGUUCCCUAGCCUCGGUAGGGGCGUGUGCAGGAGGCAACCAAUUGAUGUGUCUUUGUCACGUUGGUGUUUAUCUCUCUCCCCCUCCUCCCUCCCUUCCACACUCUAGAAAUCAAUGGAAAAAAGAU